CUGACAUCGGAUUGCAGCAUCAAUGCUCAGUUUUCAAGUAUAUAUCAAGCAGGCAAAUUCACACCCGCUUGUGCCUUAGCUCUUUCCUCCAGAUGAAGCCAGCAGACAAUAUCGACACUUCCCAAGUGAAGGGGAAUGCUUCUCCGGAGGUAAAGCUUGCAUUGCUAAACUCUCUGGCGCAGCCGGGGAACGUCUCGCAUUCGACUGGCAAGCCCUUCAGAGGUUUCAAAGCCGAGUUCGUGUCCCGGAUGCAACUAGCAGAAGCAUCUGUAUUAUCAAAGGCAGAGGAGCCGAACAAACUUGAAGGACGUACCGUUUUUGACGUGAUUGUGGACGAAGACAUGUUUAAUGAAGUUGGAACCAUGCACGGUGGUUGUUUAGCCAUGAUCAUUGAAAUUUGCUCGCCAAUGCCCAUCUACGUUCUUGGGGCUUCGACAGGCGCUUAUAGCACAUUCGGUGUACAACAGGCUUUGAAUAUUGUGUUCCACUCACCAGCAGUGCCGGGCGACAAGCUACGCAUCGUGUGCACGACGUUUACCCUUGGUAGCCGGGCACGCUCGGGUCGUUGUGAAGUAUGGAACGUGACACGACACCGAUUGGUCGCAUCAGCUGUAUACACCAACAUGGUUCCAACUGAAUCAUCCAAACUCUGACCUUUGGUGCAUGUCAGUUCCUUACACAUACCACAAUCCUCCGGUCGUCAUACCCGACUGCUUGGAAAGCUGGUUUAUUUCAUGUACAAUAAUGUAGUAAGCUGAGUCUGCGUGAUGUGAUA
Molecule: messenger RNA, 775 nt
Organism: Suillus bovinus
Lineage: Eukaryota; Fungi; Basidiomycota; Agaricomycetes; Boletales; Suillaceae
Exons: 5
Coding region: 93-653 (186 amino acids)
Molecular function (GO): fatty acyl-CoA hydrolase activity
Source: RefSeq, a predicted model, not a curated record